Messenger RNA from Ilyonectria robusta, 1839 nucleotides. Its product is annotated as MBOAT, membrane-bound O-acyltransferase family-domain-containing protein. Bases 1 to 1839 code for a protein of 612 amino acids. NCBI's taxonomy places the organism in Eukaryota, Fungi, Ascomycota, Sordariomycetes, Hypocreales, Nectriaceae. Gene Ontology annotation, molecular function: ergosterol O-acyltransferase activity. The record is from RefSeq and is a predicted model, not a curated record. Gene Ontology annotation, biological process: ergosterol metabolic process. The transcript has 7 exons. Gene Ontology annotation, cellular component: endoplasmic reticulum membrane.
AUGAGCCUUGACGGCCCGAGAGCGGGUUCCGAGACGGCCAGCGAGGAAGACUAUGAAGAGAACGUGCGCCCGAAGCUUGUAGAGCCACAAGUUCUGCGGCGUCGCCGAGGUCACUCUACCAAGGUGCUGGCACCAGCUGAGGCAUCAUCUGCCCUAGCCAGCGACUCCACCUCGAAGCCUCCUUUUCGCAUUAUCCGCCGCGACUCGGGAGUUCAUAUUGUCCCAGAUGAAGACAAAAGCCUGCAACAACUCUUGCAGGCCAGCUCUCAACGGGCACGAGACCCCUCACCUCGCCGCCCAGGCAAGUUCGCCGACCUUGUCUUUACAAGACAAUUCUCGGCGUUUGAUCGCCAAAACACAUCAUCUGUGAACAGUCCAUUCCACGGAUUCUAUACUCUAUUCUGGCUUGCAGUCGCGCUGUAUGUCUUCAAGAUCUCGGCUAACAACUGGAGGGUGUAUGGAAACCCCUUCGGGACGAGCGACAUCAUGAAAACCAUGUUUCGUCGUGACGUGAUUGUUCUGCUUUUAUCAGAUGGUAUCAUGUGUGGCCUUACUGGAGUCAGCUGGCUGAUCCAGAAACUCGUCUUCAACGGUCAUCUUGAUUGGGAUCGAGCCGGAUGGGUUAUCCAACAUAUGUGGCAGACUAUUUACAUUGCUGCCGUGGUAGGCUUGACUCUCUGGCGAGACUGGCCAUGGACACACACAGUCUUCUUCGUCCUCCACGGCAUUGUCAUGCUAAUGAAACAACACUCUUACGCCUUCUACAACGGCCAUCUCUCAACUGUAUUAAAAAAACGGACCGCCUUAUUGACUAAACUCAAGCAACUUGACCUCGUCCUUCCAGCAACCGGGCCUUCACAGACUGACCCUCCCGUCUCCGACAUUUCUACACAACACCUCGAGAUCCCGCCAUCUGCCGAGCAGCGUCGAAGGUCCAUUUCUCAACUUCCUAACGACGAGGAUAGCGAUGUGGACAGAAUAUCCCGCGCUAUUGCUUCACGGCGGCCAUUGGACAACCAGCAGAUCCGUCUCUUUGAGCGAAUCAUAAAAUGGGAAGUCGAUGCUCUGGCGGAUGAGCUGAAAGGAACUUCAAAUCACCCAUCUCGGGUGUAUCCAAACAACCUCACAUUUUUAAACCACUACAAAUGGAUUCCUCUCCCGACUCUCGUGUAUGAGUUAGAGUAUCCCCAGUCCGAUUCCAUCAGCUGGUCGUAUGUUGCCGAGAAGCUCGUCGCUAUGGUCGGAGUCCUCUUCGUUAUGGUUCAGGUGUCGCAGUACUCAAUCUACCCAGUGGUAAUGGAGGCGUUAGAGAUGAAACAUGCUGGCGUCCCCCUUACCGCCCGAUUCCAGCAAUUCCCUUGGCUCCUCAGCGAGUUGAUCUUUCCAUUCAUGAUGGAAUACUUGCUUGUCUGGUAUCUCAUCUGGGAGACAAUCCUUAACAUACUAGCCGAGCUUACCUACUUUGCCGAUCGAAGUUUCUACGAUGCCUGGUGGAAUAGUGUCUCGUGGGACCAGUUUGCCCGUGACUGGAACCGACCUGUCCACAUCUUUCUCCUCAGGCACGUUUAUCACAGCUCCAUCUCAUCAUUGAAAGUCAAGAAACAUACCGCCACACUUAUAACAUUCUUCCUCUCCGCAUGUGUGCAUGAGUUAGUGAUGUGGUGUUUGUUCAAGAAGCUGAGGGGCUAUCUUCUGGUUCUGCAAAUGUGUCAACUACCGCUGGUGAGACUCAGUCGCACAAAGUGGCUUAGCGGGCGGAAAACGUUGGGAAACCUCAUAUUCUGGUUAGGCAUAUUCACGGGACCGAGUCUUCUCUGUAGCCUCUACCUGAUCCUUUAG